This is a messenger RNA of Colletotrichum graminicola M1.001, 1752 nucleotides long. RefSeq names its product FAD binding domain-containing protein. Lineage: Eukaryota; Fungi; Ascomycota; Sordariomycetes; Glomerellales; Glomerellaceae. The coding region runs from base 1 to 1752 and encodes 583 amino acids. The record is from RefSeq and is a predicted model, not a curated record. The transcript has a single exon. Gene Ontology annotation, molecular function: FAD binding.
AUGGCAGCACCAAACGAGGCGCCCGUCAUCAUCAUCGGCGGCAGUCUGGUCGGCCUCGCCAGCGCCCUCUUCCUCUCCGCCAGGGACGUCCCCGUCGUCCUCAUCGAGCGCCACACCGCCAGCUCCCGCCACCCCCGCGCCAUCGGCUACACUACGCGGACCCUGGAGCUGCUCAAGACCGUCGGCAUCCCGCCCAGCGCCCUCGACGUUGGUAGCGUCCCGCCGGGUGGCCGGCCCCGUCGUAUCAAAGUCAAGAGCCUGGCGGGCGAGUGGGCGGACGAGCAGCACUGGGGAAAUGGCAACGCGAAACCCCCUGGUGGCGGCGGAGGAGGAGAAGGAGGUCCCGCCGGCCCAGGUGGAGGACCUGAGGGGAAGCCGAGCACCGGCCCCGGAAGCGGUACCAAGGCGUACCCACCCAUCAUCGGCACCGCCAUCGCCCAAGACCGUCUCGAGCCCAUCCUCCGGCGACGGGCCGUCGAGCUCGGCGCCGACCUCCGCCUCGGGUGGAAGAUGACGAGCUGGAGCCAGUCGGCCGACGGCGUCAGCGUCACGGCCGUCGACAAGGAGGGCAGGCAGACGACGGUCCACGGCUCGUACAUGGUGGCGUGCGACGGCGCGCGCAGCGUGUUCCGCGAGGCGCUGGGCAUCCGGACCACGGGCGUCGGCUAUCUCCGCAGCCUCCGCAGCGUUAUGUUCCGGUGCAGGCCCAUCGAGCGCUACCUCGAGCGGGGCUUCGUCCAGUUCGCCAUCGAGGGGCGUGACGACGGCUUCGAGGCCUUCCUCGUCAGCUACCCCGACCGGCGGUGGGCACUCAUGUGGAACGACGACGACAGCAACGACGAGGACGACGGCGACAACGGCGCGGCGCGCACGAUGGACGCCCGCGCCCAGCGGGACCUCGUCCGGAAAGCCGCCGGGCUGGGCGAGAACGAGCUCCCGGACGAGGCGGUCGAGCUGCUGGCCAUCGGGCGGUGGGAGAUGAGCGCGCGGAUCGCGGAGCGGUUCUCAUGCGGCCGCGUGUUCCUCGCCGGGGACGCGGCGCACACGCUCCCGCCGAACCGCGGCGGGUACGGCGCCAACACGGGCAUCGCGGACGCGCACAACCUCGCGUGGAAGCUGGCGGCGGUGCGGGAGGGGCGGGCGGACCCGGCGCUUCUGGAGACAUACGACGAGGAGAGGCGGCCGGUGGCGCUGGUGCGGCACGACCAGCUGUUCGCGCGGGACGACUACAAGGCGUACGCGCGGGGCGGCGAGGGCGAGGCGACGGGGCGCACCGUCCGCUUCAUCGACGACGUGGCCAUGGAGCUCGGGCAGAUCUACCGCUCGCGGGGGGUGGUUCUCGGUCCGGAGGGGGGGAGGGAGCUGCCUGACGCGCUGCGGCCGGACGAGUGGAAGGGACAGCCGGGGACGAGGGCGCCGGAGGUGACGGUUUCGACCGGCGGGGAGGAGGUCUCGAGCCUGGAUCUGUUCGGCGGCGGGUGGGUGCUGCUCUCGAGGGACGAGGCGUGGAGGGCCGGGGCCGAGAGGGCCGAGGCGGAAGCCGGCGUCGGAUGCGAGUUCGUCCGCAUCGGGGCCCGGGCGACGGAGGCGGACGGCCAGGAGACGUUUGAGGAUACUUUCGGGGUGAGCGAGUCCGGGGCCGUGCUCGUGCGGCCGGACGGGUUCAUUGCGUGGAGGUCGGCGGAGAAGGGGACCGGGCUUGAAGCUGCGUUUCUGCGGGCGUUUAAGAGUGUUUCCUUUUCGAGACGGUAA